Messenger RNA from Spirometra erinaceieuropaei, 492 nucleotides. The record is from the annotation of a GenBank genome assembly. NCBI's taxonomy places the organism in Eukaryota, Metazoa, Platyhelminthes, Cestoda, Diphyllobothriidea, Diphyllobothriidae.
AUGCUCGUGCAUUCGCGUUUGCAGCCGUCGGCCGGUUUCCCUAACGUAGUUGCAACUUCCGAAAAAAAGGACCUUCUUCGACAUCAAGUCUCUUCACUUCUCAUGUCGCACCGGAAAACCCAUUCCCUGCUAAGAGAUGAACAAAAGGCCCUAAGGGAGCUGAAAGCGGACACCGAAAUAGUUAUUCUGCCUGCUGACAAAGGCCGGUCAACCGUCAUUCUCGACAAGGUGGACUACCGACUCAAAGCCCUCCUGCUCCUCAACGAUCGAGAGUCCUACAAAGUCAGCGACACCGCCGGUCUAAAGUCCCUAGUGGCAAAGGUUAACAGAAUUCUUGCUCGACUAAAAAAGGACAAGGUCAUCACUGUCAAAGACUGGUAUAUGGCAAAGCCCACAGAAACCGCUAUGGCGAGAUUCUAUGAUCUCCCUAAAGUUCACAAGCCAGAUAUUCCCCUCCGUCCUCUCGUCUCACUCCGAGGCACACCCACAUAG